Molecule: messenger RNA, 2276 nt
Organism: Populus trichocarpa (black cottonwood)
Lineage: Eukaryota; Viridiplantae; Streptophyta; Magnoliopsida; Malpighiales; Salicaceae
Product: probable inactive receptor kinase At1g27190
Exons: 1
Coding region: 151-1980 (609 amino acids)
Biological process (GO): protein phosphorylation
Molecular function (GO): protein kinase activity; ATP binding; receptor serine/threonine kinase binding
Source: RefSeq, a predicted model, not a curated record
UUACUUAGGUUGUCUUUGUUAAAAUGCAAACACCAUGCAUCCCUCCUUCUCGAUCAAUGGCCACCCAUCGUCUCCCUCUUCCUCUUCCUCUUCUCUGACUAACAAACCCUAACUCUCUCUCUACAAACCUCAAGAUUCCAAUCUCAAGAAAUGAUGAAGAAGAAUACCCUCAUUUCCUUCUCUUUACUAUUCUCCCUCUUUGCCUUCUCUUUCGCCAUAGAAGAUGAUGUCACCUGCCUUGAAGGAGUCAAGAACUCCUUUACAGACCCCCUGGGUCGACUCACUUCUUGGGAUUUCAACAACAACUCUGUUGCUUACAUUUGUAAGCUCAACGGUGUUUCUUGCUGGAACGAGAAGGAGAACCGAAUCAUCAGUCUUCAAUUGCCGCUGUUUCAGCUCUCAGGCAAGUUACCGGAGUCUCUCAAGUACUGUCAUAGCUUAACAACGCUGGAUCUUUCAAACAAUGAUCUUUCUGGGCCGAUCCCACCUGAGAUUUGUAACUGGUUGCCUUAUGUAGUCACUCUUGAUCUCUCCGGGAACAAGUUUUCAGGUCCGAUCCCACCGGAGAUUGUGAAUUGUAAGUUCUUGAAUAGUUUGAUUUUGAGUGGAAAUAAGCUGACUGGUUCGAUUCCUUAUGGUUUUGGUCGUCUUGACCGGUUGAAAAGGUUUUCAGUUGCUUCUAAUGAUCUGACCGGUUCGAUACCGGAGGAGUUGGGGGUUUUUCCGAAGGAUGCAUUUGAUGGGAAUGAAGGGUUGUGCGGUAAGCCUCUAGGGAAGUGUGGUGGGUUGAGUAGUAAGAGUCUUGGCAUUAUAAUUGUUGCUGGGGUUAUUGGUGCUGGUGGGUCUUUGAUUUUGGGGUUUGUGAUUUGGUGGUGGUUGUUUGUUAAGGGAAAAAGCGGUGGUGGCAGUGGCGGCGUCGGCGGAAGUGGUGGUAAGGGUGAUGAUUCUAGUUGGAUUGGGUUAUUGAGGUCACAUAAGCUGGUUCAAGUGACAUUGUUUCAAAAACCUAUUGUUAAGAUCAAGUUGGCUGAUAUUUUGGCUGCUACUAAUAGUUUUGAUUUUGAGAAUGUUGUGAUUUCGACGAGGACUGGGGUUUCGUACCAGGCGGAUUUGCCUGAUGGAUCUAGUCUUGCUAUUAAGAGGCUUAAUACUUGUAAGCUUGGUGAGAAGCAAUUUAGGGGUGAAAUGAAUAGGUUAGGGCAGCUUAGGCAUCCGAAUUUGGUACCAUUGUUGGGUUUUUGUGUUGUUGAGGUGGAAAAGCUUUUGGUAUAUAAGCAUAUGCCUAACGGGACUUUGUAUUCUCAAUUGCAUGGGAGUGGAUUUGGCAUUGGUCAAACUAGUGUUUUGGAUUGGCCUACGAGGGUGAGGGUUGGUGUUGGGGCGGCAAGAGGGCUUGCUUGGCUUCACCAUGGGUGCCAUCCACCAUAUAUUCACCAGUAUAUUAGUUCCAACGUGAUACUUCUUGAUGAUGAUUUUGAUGCAAGGAUUACUGACUUUGGGUUGGCAAGGUUGAUUAGUUCUCCUGAUUCUAAUGAUAGUUCUUUUGUCCAUGGAGAUCUGGGGGAGUUUGGAUAUGUUGCUCCUGAGUAUUCCAGCACUAUGGUUGCAUCGUUGAAAGGUGAUGUUUAUGGCUUUGGUGUUGUGCUUUUGGAGUUGGUCAGUGGACAAAAACCUUUAGAUGUCAGUAAUGCUGAGGAAGGAUUCAAAGGGAAUUUGGUGGAUUGGGUUAAUCAAUUGGCGAGCAUUGGUCGAAGCACAGAUGCCAUUGACAAAGCUCUAGUUGGGAAAGGUCAUGAUGAUGAAAUUAUGCAGUUCUUGAAGGUUGCUUGGAGCUGUGUUGUUUCCAGGCCCAAGGAUAGACCUACAAUGUACCAAAUCUAUGAGUCUCUGAAGGGCAUGGCUGAGAAACAUGGUUUCUCUGACAAAUACGAUGAAUUCCCACUGAUCUUUGGCAAACAAGAUCCUGAUUAUAAGGAGUAGCAUAGGCAGAACAAGAAGAACAAAAUAUUGUUAUCCUUGUGGAGAAUAGUAUCAUUGGGGCAUCUUUGCAUGCCAUGCUAUGUUUCAAAAGACCUUAACUAAAUGGUAUGCUUCUUGUUAUUGUGCUCAAUUGUUGGAUAAUUAUGUAUAUUUCAUGAGGCAUAAGGCAUUGUAGCUUUAAUGUAAGCUUUAAUGCAGCCUAGGAAAUUUUUUCUCUUCCCCACUUGCAAAAUUGUUUCUGAUUGAUCUUUCAUUUGUAAAAUGUUUCUACUGGGAAAAAGCUUGUUUUCAUUGAA